AAUAACUAAAAGAAAAGCGUCAAAAAAAGAGAGAGAGCUGUCUACUUUCAAGUUUCAACACUCCAGCUGAAACUAACUCCGUCGCUUCUUCAUCAAAAAUGGCGGGUGGGAGAUCGUACGGAAACCCUAGAUUCAGAUCCCCAAUCAUCAUCACCCUCCUCUUCAUCAUCUCUCUCCUCAUCUACAUAUCUCUCUCUCCAUCUCGCCCAAAUCUCCCCUCAACUAAAUCACAAGUCCCAAUGCUCAACCCUACCGUCGAUUACUCCUUCCUCACCUCCCUCCAGAAAUUCCUCUCCUCUCCCUCCGAAUCUCGCCAAUAUCGAGACGAUUCAGUUGCGAAUACGGCGAGUCAGGCUGAUGUGAAGAAACUAGAUGACUUGAUGUGGAGAAGAGAGACUGAAAAGCUCUACGAAGAUUCGGCUUAUCCUGGUGUUUCAGUUGUUAGAGUUUAUGUUUACGAAAUGCCGGAUAAGUUUACUUAUGAUAUGCUGAGAUUGUUCUGGAAUACGUAUCAGGAGACUGUUAAUCUUACAUCCAAUGGUAGCCCCGUUCAUCGACUUAUCGAACAGCACUCGAUUGACUAUUGGCUGUGGGCAGAUUUGAUUGCGCCUGAAUCACAAAGGCUUUUGAAGAAUGUUGUUAGAGUUUACCGGCAGGAGGAUGCUGAUCUGUUUUACAUUCCUUUCUUCACAACAAUAAGUUUCUUCUUGUUGGAGAAACAGCAAUGCAAGGCGCUUUAUAGGGAAGCUUUGAAGUGGGUAACAGAUCAGCCGGCUUGGAAUCGUUCCGGAGGAAGAGAUCACAUACUUCCAGUUCACCAUCCUUGGUCUUUCAAGUCUGUUCGGAAAUAUAUGAAAAAUGCUAUUUGGUUGCUACCGGAUAUGGACUCCACUGGGAACUGGUACAAGCCUGGACAAGUUUCGCUUGAAAAGGACCUCAUACUUCCUUACGUUGCAAAUCUCGAUCUAUGUGAUGCCAAAUGUUUAUCAGAAAGUGAAUUGAAGAGAAGAACACUCCUAUUCUUUCGUGGGAGGCUUAAAAGGAAUGCUGGAGGAAAGAUACGUGCUAAGCUUGUAGCAGAACUUAAUCAUGCUGAGGAUGUUGUGAUAGAGGAAGGGACUGCAGGAGAGGUUGGGAAGGCAGCAGCCCAGCAUGGUAUGCGCACGUCUGUGUUCUGCUUAAGUCCAGCUGGUGACACUCCAUCAUCUGCUCGGUUAUUUGAUGCUAUAGUGAGUGGUUGCAUUCCUGUUAUCAUAAGUGAUGAAUUAGAACUUCCUUUUGAAGGAAUACUUGAUUAUUCGAAGAUAGCUUUGUUCAUUUCUUCGAGCGAUGCCGUGCAGCCAGGUUGGCUUUUAACAUAUCUCAGAAGUUUUGGUGUUGCUCAACUCAAAAAAAUGCAAAUGAACUUGGCAAAGUACGCGAGGCAUUUCUUAUAUUCUCAUCCAGCUCAACCAUUGGGUCCAGAGGACUUGGCCUGGAGAAUGUUGUCAGGUAAGCUGGUAAAUAUCAAGCUCCACACCCGAAGGUCUCAGCGUGUUGUGAAAGAAUCCAGAAGCUUGUGUAGUUGUGACUGCAAACCUGCCAACUUUACGAACUCUAGACCCCUGUCUUGAUUUUAUUUUUUUUAAAUUUUUUUUGUUUUGUAGAGUCCUUUCUUUUAUUAUUCUCUCUGCCAAUAUAUAGUUGUAAGAGGUGAGUAGGUUGAUGGUUGUUAAUCUACUAUGGAAAAGGAAAACAAUUGUUGCAGGUAAUUUACCUGCUAAGUGUCUCUUUAAUUAUUGUUGUCCCAUGGAUGUGAAAUAUUUGUAACUGUCAUAACAAUUUCUAAUUAAACCCAUGAACUGAUGUAUGCCUACUGGUAUUUAGAACAGAA
This is a messenger RNA of Daucus carota subsp. sativus, 1873 nucleotides long. RefSeq names its product probable arabinosyltransferase ARAD1. Lineage: Eukaryota; Viridiplantae; Streptophyta; Magnoliopsida; Apiales; Apiaceae. The record is from RefSeq and is a predicted model, not a curated record. Gene Ontology annotation, molecular function: glycosyltransferase activity. The transcript has 9 exons. Bases 99 to 1613 code for a protein of 504 amino acids.